Molecule: messenger RNA, 3237 nt
Organism: Leishmania mexicana MHOM/GT/2001/U1103
Lineage: Eukaryota; Euglenozoa; Kinetoplastea; Trypanosomatida; Trypanosomatidae
Exons: 1
Coding region: 1-3237 (1078 amino acids)
Source: RefSeq, a predicted model, not a curated record
AUGCCAAACACGCAGCAGGCGCGGACGCCUACAAGGAACGUGCGUGGGGAGGCACCGGUGCGCCAUUGGUUGCUGCUUGGCCACCGCAACGUCUUUGCGGACGACUCCUCGCCACCAUCGCGCACCCAGGCAGCACAGCCCAAGUCACCGAGCAGCAGUGUCAGCAAGAGCAAGAAGCAGCAGCACGGGCAGUCGUUCAAGAAGGCUACCAUCGAGUUGGCAGCACCGUUCGCCUCGCGCCGCGCUUUCAGUGCCGGCCGAUACAAGGACGCCAAUGAGGAGGAGGGCAACGUCUCCGGCAUAAGCACCGCCUACCUCACACCCGCCCCGGGGCGACCGUCGCAGAGCCCCGACGAGGACGCGGGAUCUGCACAGUGUGCACCAGCGGUCGUGGAGGCGCUCCAGAAGACGGAGGUAUGCACGCGCACUCGAAGGGAGCCUCGAGGACAACAGCACGCGGCGGAGUCGUCUGUAGUCCGGGCCACUUCACCGCUGGAGCACGCUGAGGAUGGCGCGGACGCAGUGCAGAUGCGCGACUCGUCGCACGUGCCAGCACAGGAGCGACCCGCGUCACUGUCGGGCUCUUUACUUCUCUCUUUACAAACUCCAUCCGGUGAGCACGCCGGUGAUAUGGCCCCGAGCGUCGGCGUGAUACGUUCUGCCACGACGAUUUCUGCAGCUUCUGCAGAGAACGCCUUUGUGCAACAGGCGGACGGCGGCACCCCUGCGACCAUCAAAGAUGCCGGCGCCGGCUUUGCUCUCGCAUGCGUUCCCGAAACACCAGACCGGCCAAUGCAAGUGCGCUUCUUGUGCUCCUCGAAGCCGCGGUGGCAGGGCGCGAGGACGCCCGACGAGACAGUCAUUGCAGCCAACAACGAUGGGAGCGGCGCGGACACACAUGGGGGCCGCGCUAACUUCAUUCAGUCGCAUGCACGGGACGGGGUACCCCACGAAGAGACGGGGCCAUGCGUCACCCCACCGCGCACACCGCACGCCGUGAGUACGAUCACCACGUUCAGAGAAAAGGGCGAGGAGGGCAACGGCUUUGGCGGCGAGGAUGGCGCCGUCGCCGACGCAUGCGGCUGUUUCAAUGCCCCAACGACGGCGGUGGUGGUCUGCGACCACAGUCAGGUGAACGCAUCGCUCGAGCACUUGCCACCGCCUGCGGUGCUGCCCGUUCUCCCUCGAGCCAGCGCUGCCCUUAACGCGACGGAGAAGCUCUCCACUGCGGCAGCGACAGCAUCGUUGAGGAGCAGCGGCGGCAGCCCCAUCCAACCACUGACCCCGUCGCAUCCGAAUAACCGUGAGGAGAGCGCUGGGAACGCAACGCCACUGCGUCACUCGGAUGCGGCCAAACCAGCUCUCGGGCAGAGAGGGGGCCCAGGUGAUGGUGAUGAAGAUUGUAUGCGUGUUGUGGGGCCGCACACGCCGGAUGCGGUGCGAGAAGCACUACCGUGUCGGCUGCAGAGCGCCUCUCUGUCGUUGCAGGAGAGCGUCAACGCCAUCAGUAGCUUCUUCACCCCAGCAAGUCGACCUGACUCUCGCAAGCGCGUAUUGCCGUCGAGUGGGCGGGGCCCCAGUAGCAGCUACGGCUGCUCGGAUGGCGGCAGCACACUGGAGAGCCAUCAAACCCGCCGCUUGACGCCCUACUGCGACACCGAUGAAGAGGAUGACAGCCGUGGUAUCUCCGCCUCACGGAACAUGACAAGGCCGCUCGAAGAGAGUGCGCAGGAGGUAGGGCAGCUGCACCAUUGUCUGCCCGUCGAGGACGUCGUGGCUGCCGCAGGGCUUCCAGGCGCGUGCUUGAGCAGCACCGACUCUGUUGUCACGCGAACUGCGACUCUGGUGCGGCACAGCGAUGACCUCGCAGCGCUCUCGUCGCAUGUGCAGGCGGAAGAGCCGGCUUGUCCGCGGGAGGUCGAAUGGCGCUCGGCUCUGCAGUUCAGCUAUGCCCUGCUGUCAGAGUACCAGCGCAACGUUUUGAUGGCCUUCAUGACGGCCUGCAAGGCGGCGUGGCUGCCGUCGAUGGCGAUGUGUAGACUGGGGUAUGUGUGCACACUCGCUUACACAUUGCCACGGGUGGCGGAACAAGCGCCGGCGACGAGCAUCACCGUGUCGGAGGUGCACCUCCUCUUUCAACUCUACUGCGCCAGCCCAUCAGAGAGUGCUGCUGAUCGACUUGUUGCGUGCUUCUUUACCACGCAGCUGAUGCGCUACGUGAACUGGGUGCACCAUCUCCAGUUCGAGUGUCUGUACGUGUACAUGGUGGCACUGCCGACUGUGUCCAUGAUGGAGCUGCACGAGCGCCGGCUUAUCUGCAUGCGGCGCGACUUGGGCAUCCGAGACGCCAUUGAGCUGUUCAUGCUGCUCGCCCCUCGCCCACGUGCCCCGAUGGUGUCUACAGGACGCCGUGUCUUCUCGACAUUCCGCAUGGCCUUGCACGCGCUCAGCGGUGGUGGUGGUGGCAACGCAGGUGCCACCACGGCCUCGGCGAAGCGCAGAGAGAGUUGUAGUGCGCGCACUCAGCACAAGCCAUCAUCUCCGGCGACUCCGCGCUGUGCCACUGGAUGCCAACUCAUAGCAGACGAGGAGCGGCGACAGCAUGUUCCGCCGCGUGUUGAGCCGCUCUUCGCCUCGGAAACAUGGAGCGCGCCUCGCGCCACGGGCGAGGUCAGCGCAGUAACGUCUCCCACAAACCACGGGACUGGUGGCAACCACGGAGAUGCGCGGAAUAUGCUGCGCAAGGUCGCAGGCGCCACGAACCCGCCGCCACCUGAGAUGCCCGAGCGCCAUCGUGGGACGCCGCGUCUGCUGAGCAAGACGAACGACAGCAGACCGGUGGCGGAGAGAAGUCGCGGCGGUGGCGUCUCCUCGGUAUUGUCUGCCUUGUGGCUGCCAAAGCUGAUACGAAGCACGUCGCAUACCGCGUCAGUGGCGCACAAGACACGUGAAGAGACGGACACAGUGGCUGCUAAGACGGACUGCAGCGAAGUGGAGCGACAGGAUAAGGAUGGCUUCUCCCGUCGCAGCGCCAGCAGCUUACCAUCCUCACGGUCGCAGAAUCACCGCGAGCUUCACAGGGGGAGCAGCAAGGACGCCGCGCUGCCGAAUGGCGGGCUGCGCGCAAGGGAGGCGGUGCAGCCGAAGAAACGCAGCCGCACACCACCGCCGCCGCCGACGGACGCCGAAUUUGUGAAUCUACACGACGCAGAAGUUCUGAAGCGCUUCGUGAAGUAG